Messenger RNA from Suricata suricatta (meerkat), 2884 nucleotides. It is a transcript of the gene AOC1, whose product is annotated as amine oxidase copper containing 1. Gene Ontology annotation, molecular function: copper ion binding; primary methylamine oxidase activity; quinone binding. The coding region runs from base 110 to 2374 and encodes 754 amino acids. NCBI's taxonomy places the organism in Eukaryota, Metazoa, Chordata, Mammalia, Carnivora, Herpestidae. The record is from RefSeq and is a predicted model, not a curated record. The transcript is spliced from 5 exons. Gene Ontology annotation, cellular component: plasma membrane. Gene Ontology annotation, biological process: amine metabolic process; response to antibiotic.
CCUCACCCUGUCCCUCCCUCCAGGGCGGGGUCCACAGAGCCUUAAAGUUCAAGGAGUCAGAGCCAAAGUCUGGCAGCAGAGGUGAGCCCACAGCUGAACACACAGAGCCAUGCAGCGAGAGACCCUGGCCCUGGGCUGGGCCAUCCUGGUGCUGCAGACAGUGGCCACGACCCAGUGCACCCCACAGACCGCGCACCACAAGGCCAGGGUGUUCAAGGACCUGAGUGCCCAUGAGCUGAAGGCAGUGCACAACUUCCUCUGGUCCCAGAAGGAGCUGAGGCUGGAGUCUUCCCAAGCCCUGACCAUGGCCAAGAACUCCGUGUUCCUCAUUGAGAUGCUGCUGCCCAAGAAGCAACACAUACUGAAAUUUCUGGAUAAAGGUGGAAGGCCUCCCGCUCGGGAGGCACGUGCCGUCAUCUUCUUCGGAGCCCAGGAGCACCCCAAUAUCACCGAGUUUGCUGUGGGGCCCCUGCCAUGGCCCUACUACAUGAGAGAGCUGCCCCCCAAGCCUGGGCACCGGGCCACCUGGGGCUCCAGGCCCAUCUCCUCGGCCGAGUACUCCCUCCUGGGCCACAUGCUGCAAAAGGCCACGAAGCCCCUGCACCAAUUUUUUCUUGACACCACAGGCUUCUCCUUCCAAGACUGUCACUCCCGAUGCCUGACUUUCACAGACGUGGCGCCUCGGGGCUUGGCCUCCGGCCAGCGCCGCUCAUGGCUUAUCUUGCAGCGCUUUGUAGAAGGCUACUUCUUGCACCCCACUGGGCUGGAGCUCCUUGUAGACCAUGGCAGCACCAAUGCCCAAGACUGGAUGGUGGAGCAGGUCUGGUACAAUGGGAAGUUCUACCGGAGCGUGGAAGAGCUGGCCCAGAAGUAUGCGGACGGAGAGGUGGACGUGGUGGUUCUGGAGGACCCGUCGCCCAAGGGCAAGGCCGGGGAUGGCACAGAGGCACCACCCCUCUUCUCCUCCUACAAGCCGCGUGGACACUUCCCUGCCCCCAUCAACGUGACGGGCCCCCACGUGGCCCAGCCCCAGGGUCCCCGCUACCGGCUGGAGGGCAGCACGGUGAUCUACGGGGGCUGGCGCUUCUCCUACAGGCUGCGCUCCUCUUCAGGCCUGCAGGUCCUGAACGUGCACUUCGGGUCCGAGCGCGUGGCCUACGAGGUGAGCGUGCAAGAGGCAGUAGCCCUGUACGGAGGACACACGCCGGCAGGCAUGCAGACCAAGUACAUCGACGUGGGCUGGGGCCUGGGCAGCGUCACUCACGAGCUAGCCCCUGGCAUCGACUGCCCGGACACAGCCACCUUCCUAGACGCCCUGCACUACUACGAUGCCGACCACCCUGUGCACUACCCCCGAGCCCUCUGUGUCUUUGAGAUGCCCACGGGAGUGCCCCUCAGACGACACUUCAAUUCCGACUUCAGCGGUGGCUUCGGCUUCUAUGGGGGGCUGCCGGGCCAGGUGCUGGUGCUGCGGACCACGUCGACGGUCUACAACUAUGACUACAUCUGGGACUUCGUCUUCUACCCCAACGGGGUGAUGGAGGCCAAGAUGCACGCCACCGGCUACGUCCACGCCACCUUCUACACCCCGGAGGGGCUGCGCUACGGGACCCGCUUGCACACGCACCUGCUUGGCAACAUGCACACCCACUUAGUGCACUACCGCGUCGACUUGGACGUGGCGGGCACCAAGAAUAGCUUCCAGACCCUGAAGAUGAAGCUAGAAAACAUCACCAUCCCCUGGAGCCCCGGACUCCGCCUGGUGCAGCCGACCCUGGAGCAGACGCGUCACCUCCGGGAGCGCCAGGCGGCCUUCCGCUUCCGACAGCCUCUGCCCAAGUACCUGCUCUUUGCCAGUCCCAAGGAGAACCGCUGGGGCCACCAGCGCAGCUACCGACUUCAGAUCCACUCCAUGGCCGACCAGGUGCUGCCGCCGGGCUGGCAGGAGGAGCGGGCUGUCACCUGGGCCAGGUACCCCUUGGCGGUGACCAAGUACCGGGAAUCGGAAAGGUCCAGCAGCAGCAUCUAUAACCAGAAUGACCCCUGGGACCCUCCUGUGGUCUUCGAGGAGUUUCUUCAAAACAACGAGAACAUCGAGAAUGAGGACUUGGUGGCCUGGGUCACAGUGGGCUUCCUGCACAUCCCCCACGCCGAGGACAUCCCCAACACCGCCACACCGGGGAACUCCGUGGGCUUCCUGCUCCGGCCUUUCAACUUCUUCGAUGAGGACCCAUCCUUGGCGUCCAGAGACACCGUGAUCGUGUGGCCUCGGGACAGCGGCCCCAACUACGUCGAGCGCUGGAUCCCUGAGGAGCAGGGCUACUGCUUGGUGCCUGAACCUUUUAGUUAUAACGGAACCUACAGGCCCGUGUGAAGGACCCCAGGGAAGCCCAAAAGCCCCCCAGGGACAAGCAGUAAACCCCUCAGGGCUCAGCUCUGGGUCUGCUUCUUGCGGAGGCACAGAGGGCGAGGCCACCCAGCCGGCCAUGCCCGUGAGACCCACUCAGAUGACAAAACAAGCAGCCUUGACCUCUCUUCACCUUGGUCCACUCCACCCCAACUGACGCUCACUGAAAUACUAUUAUCGACCUAGCAGUUGGCUUUAAAAAGUAGACUGACUGCCGCAUCUUGGAAGUCUGCAGGGGCCUCUGGGGUGUCGCUGGUGGUGCAGCCAAGGUGGACGCUCCAGAGAGCACUUUGCCCUGUGACACGCACCCAACUCCUGGGGCUUUGACGCAGACAUCUACCUACAAACACGGGGGAGACACCCGCACGCGUGAUUCACUACGGUAGCGUUCCUGAUAGCAAAGUCCGGGAGCAGCCCAAAUAUCCAUCUACAAGAGAGACCCCGCAGGUCUGAAUAAACGAUGCCACACCCACACAA